GAUAAUGAUAUAGAUAACUUUUAUGAUUUUUCAUUCAUUUCAACGACCUUUCGAAUUUGAAUCUCAUCCACCAGUCCUUCUUUCAUCAGCCUCCAGCUUCCAUAGUGCACCAUAGCAUAACCUUAGUGCAUACAUACAUAGUCCGGCCCUCUUUAGGUCCUGACAAUCAUACUUCGUGCUUAUCCGGGGUACUACCACCCAUCUCGGGAAAAUCAGCUUAGUUAAACGCCCUACCCUUGGAUCUCAAAACAUAAAUCGAUUUCUAAAUAUCAUAUCACGAAUCUUCUCAUUUUAAAUGCGUCGAGUAGCAUUAAAAGCCAUUCGCAUUGCGCGACAAUUACCUCCUCUCCGUAGCACUCGUGGUAGCAUAUUUCAACCGUCAAACCAUGUUUUAAGCGCUCGAUUUUCUUCCGGUAGAGCUCCUUUUCCCAAAUCAUCAUCAUCAACAACGUUACCACUUCAAAGUUCAGUCAUCCCAGCAUCGAUGUAUUGGCGAAGGUUCUCCCUGGCUCUUGUUUCAGGGUUUGUUGGAUAUGGCGCAUGGUACACAUACAACGGAGACGGAAUUCUCACCAAAGAAGCCAGUCCAAUUUCCACAGCACAACAAUCCCACGCCUUUGCAGGUAGUACUGUCUAUUCAACACCGAUGGGGCCGGAAGAGACCGCUGAUGCCAGAAAAGCUGUAAUUGUCGGUACAGAUGGUCUUUAUACUGACACGAUUGAAGGUCCAAUUUCAAAGGAUACCGACGAUUCUGGCAGGAAGGUGUUGGAGAUGUUAACACCGGAUCAAGCGACGUCAAAAUUGCGCAGAAAUGAGGAGUCUUAUUUUGUUGGUCGUGGUAAAGGAGUUGUGCGAUAUGAUGUAGUUCAAAUUCCAAGUAAUGACCCAAUCGAAGACGAUCAUUCCGAAAAGAUUAUUGAGACGAAUGAAACAAUUUCUGGGUCUCCCAAUUCACCUUCCGAUUGGAUGUUUUGGGGUGUAUUUGAUGGGCAUUCGUACGUUUCCUUUAAAUCCUUCUACAGGGCCACUCUUACUGACAUCCAAAAAGAGGCUGGACCACUUCUGCUAAAUUACGACAAGUAUUGAUCAAUUAUGUCGCUAGAGAACUCAAUUCUACUUACCAAGCCUCCCCCAAUCCGUCCAACGAGGCCAUUGAAACCGCAAUGAAGACUGGGUUCACGCGACUCGACAAUGAGAUUGUCCAUGAAAGUGCGCAGAAAGUAAUGAAGGGUAAUUCAAAACUGGUCGCGGCGGAAUUGCUAGCCCCAGCACUAUCCGGAUCGUGCGCACUCCUUUCCUUCUACGAUACGAACACAGGUCUCUUGCGUGUUGCAUGUACAGGAGAUUCUCGCGCAAUCUUGGGACGACGAAAUGAUAAUGGAAAAUGGGCUGCUACGGCGUUAUCAAUCGAUCAAACUGGUAGCAAUCAAGAUGAAGAAGCUAGAAUGAGAAAGCUACAUCCUGGAGAAGAUCAUGUCAUUAGGAAUGGCCGAGUUCUAGGUGGUCUGGAGCCUACUCGCGCAUUCGGUGAUGCAACUUACAAAUGGAGUCGUCAAGUCUCCGAGCGUUUGAAGGAAUCUUUCUUUGGAAGAACUCCAUCUGCUCUUCUUAAAACUCCCCCAUACGUCACCGCGGAACCUGUCGUCACGACUACCAGGAUUCAACCCGAAAGAGGAGACUUUGUUGUGAUGGCAACGGAUGGACUUUGGGAGAUGCUCUCUAAUGAAGAGGUGGUUGGCUUAGUUGGCCAAUGGAUCGAUAAGCAUUCUGCGGAUUCAAAUGGGAACUCCGCAAGCUCAUGGACAAAAAUGUUUACAGCCUCGCAAAAGGGGUUGCCAGUAGAAGCAAGUAAAGAUAACAAUAACAGUGGUCAGAAAGCCCCAAUCCGACAGCGUCAAUGGGGCGUCAAGGAGAGUGAUAGAUUUGUUGUUGAGGACAAAAAUGUUGCCACACAUUUGGUCCGUAAUGCGUUAGGUGGAAAAGAUAAGGAUAUGGUUUGCGCUUUAUUGUCAUUACCUGCUCCUUAUUCCAGAAGAUAUCGGUAUACCACCCCUUUCUCAACAUUUUUCACAAAUCCUACUAACAACACUUCCCAACAGAGAUGAUCUUACAGUAGAAGUUAUCUUCUUCGGUAACGGUCCGCAAUCCGGUGAUCUCAUUGUCAACAAAGAAGCAAGCGCGAGCGCAAAUAAUGUGAAGCCUAAACUCUGAAAUAUUAUAGAAAUGAGAAAACGUCCGCUUUUACGAAAUUUUCAGCGUGUAUUAUUACUACUAAGAAUUUAGCUUUGAAAGCGGAUUUCGGCGACGAAAAUGAAUUGUAUGAAUUGCAUGACUGGAAUGUAAUGGAAUGAAUGGUGGUAUACCCAGCGUAUCGUGUGUAAGGAAAUAAAUGCAUGCAGGAAUAGACUCAAAACUACUACUACCCACUUAAAUCUAGGAAAUAGCAUGAAUUCUUUUGAGCGAGCUUUCGU
This is a messenger RNA of Sclerotinia trifoliorum, 2472 nucleotides long. The record is from the annotation of a GenBank genome assembly. NCBI's taxonomy places the organism in Eukaryota, Fungi, Ascomycota, Leotiomycetes, Helotiales, Sclerotiniaceae.